UGUCCCAUACGGGCCUUGAUACCUUUCCACCUUCACCGCUGCCAUCUCCUCACAGCUAUUGAAGGGUUCUACGCUCUGGUCCUCGUCUUAAAUUGCCUAGCUACAUGUGAAACACCUCUCGGGAGUAUAUAGUAGCUUUCCAUGGACCCGGAAUCGAAAGAGGGUAUCCUAGACAGUUACUUCAGAAAUGCGCUCAAUGCCCAUUGCAUGUCCCGUCUCGACGUUCAGCCUGUGGGCUGUGAUGACUCGCAGGACGUCCAAAAUCCUAUGCUUCACGACUUGAUCGACACCACCGACAAUUCGUACCCUCGACAUAUCCAUACCUCAUGCGAGACAGACGUCAUGCUGUAUCUGCACAGAUUGAAGUCGGCGGAGACGAACGGCGGGAUAGUGGUCUGCAAGAUGGCUAUGGCGACCAUUCAGGGAGAGGAAAACUUACAACACGAGGCUGAAAUCUACGAGGCCCCUUACACGGAGCCGCUUCGUGGCAACAUCAUGCCGAACUACUUUGGACUGUUUCGAGGAGUGGUGGACGAACAGACCGUCACAUGUAUGGUGCUGGAAUUUUGUGGGGAGGCAGUGUCGGGCAGUCUGCAUGAGCAAAAGGAAUCAUUCAGAAAGGCAGUAAUCGAAGCGUACCUGGAAUUACAUUCAGAACGCAUUCAGCUCGUCAAAGGGGGCAGAGAAGACUACAAGACUCGAGACAUAAUCCGCAGGUCGGAUGGCACGCCUUGUCUCGUGGACUUUUCAGAGGCGUGUCGGCAUAUCGGCGGUCCAUGUGUUACCUCAGAACUCGAGUACAGUGAUUACAAGACUCCGCAUGAAUGGCCUCGUUCGGAUUUGGAAUGUGGAGAGCUGCUUGCUGUUUUCGGCGACGCAUGGGUUUUCGUGUCAGCUCGACUAGAAAUCCGAAGUGCGUCAAUGUUUAUACAUUACGACAAGGACGCGUCGGCGCAGGACUACUGGGACACAUACGGACGGGCAUUCAAGGCCCAGGGGUACAGCAGGGAGGACGGGCUUGCGCUGAUACAGCAGGCCUGUCAGAAGCAUGAAGAUCAUCUCGAAAGGAGACUCAGGAUUUUAGACGAAGUGGAGCGUGUAAACCAGUAAAGAAUGUACCAGUGUAGCAAGCUAUUAGGAAUCACUGCCUUCGGCUUUCACAUCCAAGUAGCAGACGCUUAGUACACAAUGAUUGAAUCAUGCUGCAGAUUGCAAAUGUGUAUGAUUGCUGUACCAGUAC
Messenger RNA from Rhodofomes roseus, 1240 nucleotides. RefSeq lists its product as uncharacterized. The record is from RefSeq and is a predicted model, not a curated record. The transcript has 4 exons. The coding region runs from base 142 to 1110 and encodes 322 amino acids. NCBI's taxonomy places the organism in Eukaryota, Fungi, Basidiomycota, Agaricomycetes, Polyporales, Fomitopsidaceae.